AUGUCUCUGAGCGAUGCGCACUACUUCGAGGAGAUGGGAGUCAAGAAGUACGAGGAGAUCCGACGGCUGCUGGACUCUCGUGAGAAGAAGGACAAGCUGGAAGGGAUGAAAAGGCUGAUGGCCAUGAUUUCCAUCGGCAGAGAUGCAUCUAACUACUAUCCGGACGUCGUCAAGAACGUUGUGUCUGACUCGCUGGAGGUCAAGAAGCUGGUCUACCAGUUCCUCAUUCACUACGCUGAGCUCAAGUCCAACGAGGCUCUCCUCACCAUCAACACCUUCCAGAAGGACUUGUCCGACACCAACCAGCUCAUCCGCUCCUCUGCGCUGCGCGUUAUGACGAGCAUCCGCGUCGCCCUCAUCGCUCAGCUUCAGGUGAUGGCGAUCAAGCAGUGUGUCCGCGACAGCUCGCCCUACGUCCGCAAGGCAGCAGCGCAUGCUGUUGCCAAAGUGUUCGCGCUCGACCCCGACCAGGGGGAAGCGCUUAAAGAGCUGAUCCAGGGCCUCCUGCAGGACAACUCCACCAUGGUGCUCGGCAGUGCGGUGGCGGCGUUUAAUGAAGUUUGCCCGGACAACUGGGACCUGAUACAUCCCAACUUCAGGAAGAUGGUGCGGCUGUGCGCGGACACGGACGAAUGGGGGCAGAUUAUGCUGCUGAACAUGUUCACUCGGUACGGCAGGAAGUUCUUCCUCGACCCGUCGACCCUCGAGAAGGAGCCCAAGGACACCAACGAUGAUGGGGAGAAGAAGAAGAAGAAGAAGAAGAAGAAGAAGGCCUUCUACUCCGACGAUGAAUCGUCGAAGAGCAGUAGCAGCAGCGAGUCAGAAAGCUCUUCUGAGGACGAGGAUGAGGAGCCAGAGCUUGAUCCGGACCACGCCAUGCUCCUCUCGUCAACCCUCCCGCUGCUGAGGAGCAGAAACGCCGGAGUGGUGAUGUCAGUGGCGACUCUCUUCCAUUACCUGGCACCUCGAGCACAGGUGGCCAAGGUUGGAAAGAGCCUGGUCAGGGUGCUCAAGAACAAUCGAGAGACGCAGUACCUGGUCCUCAAGAACAUCGCUACUCUAGUCCUCAGCCGCCCGGAGAUGUUCGAUGGAUCCGCCAAGGAGUUCUUCCUGCGGGCGCAUGACAGCACGGCCUCUGCCCUGCUCAAGCUGGAGGUCUUGUCCCAGCUUGUCAACGAGAGCAACUCCCAGCUGAUCAUGCGCGAGUUCAACGCCUACAUCAAAGACACGUCGAGAGAUACCGUACUCAUCGCUGCCACCAUUCAAGCCAUCGGCAGGGUCGCGGCCUGGCACCCUUCGCUCACCGACACCUGCCUGCGCGGCCUGAUGACUCUCAUCUCCAACUCCAAGAACGAGCAGAUGGUGGCAGAGAGCGUCGUCGUCGUCCGAGCUCUCGUCCAGCAAGCUCCCGAGCAGCGGGUUCGCAUCAUCAAGCAGCUCAUCAAGCGCCUGGAGAACAUCAAGGCUGCCCCGGCUCGCGCGAGCGUCAUCUGGAUGGUGGGGGCCUAUCACAACCUGAUCCCUCAAGUCGCUCCUGACGUCCUCCGCGAACUCCUCAAAGUCUUCAAGACGGAGAGCACGCAGGUGAAGCUCCAGAUCCUCAACCUGUCCUGCCGCCUGUUCCUCACCGAGCCCGACACGUGCACGCCCAUGUUCGUCUACGUCCUCGACAUGUCGCGCUACGACACGGACUUCGACAUCCGCGACCGAGCCCGCAUGAUGCGCACCAUCCUCUUGACGGACAAGUGCGACAAGCUCAAGGAAAAGGCGUCACAAAUCUUCCUCGGGGAGCGCAAGGCCCCGGAGUUCUACGCGCCCUCGAGGGACAGCGAGUCGUUCUCGCUCAACUCUCUCUCGCACGCCGUCAGCCAUCACGUGGCAGGCUACAUCGAGAUCCCCGACUUCCCCGAGGACGUGCCGGAUGGGUCCAUCCGGGACCCGAUCAUCUCCUCGUCGUCGGAACGGUCGGACAACAAGACGAGCAGCAAGAAGGACGAGAAGAGGAUGAAGAGGGAGGUCAGUGACUUCUACAAGGAGUCUGACAGCAGCGGGUCUGAGGACGACUCGAGCGACAGCAGCGACGGGAAGGGCUCGUCGGACAGCGACAGUGACAGCGACUCUUCGUCCUCCAGCGACGACUCUGACUCCUCCAAGGGAAGCAGCUCCGACAGCGACGACUCGGCGCGGGAGAAGAAGGCCAGUCAGAAGAAGAAAGCUUCUGCCAAGAAGGCGAAGCAGGAGGAAUCGUCCUCGGACACGGACUCCGACUCGGACGACUCCGACUCCGACUCUGACUCGGACAGCAGCACGGAGAGGAGGAAGAAGAAGCAGGAGGAAGCGAAGAAGAAGGCCAAGGCGGCAGAACAGAAGGCUGCGGCAGCCAAGAAGGACGCGCCUCCUCCCUCCAAGAACAAGUCCAAGGAGGAGAAACCCAAGGCAAAGGCGCAGGAGCCGGUUGCUUCGCUCAUCGACCUCGGAGACCAGCAGGGCGUCUCGUCGCUGCUGGAUACUUCUACUCCCUCCUCCGCCAAGCCCCUCACCCUGCAGGUCGAGACGUCGGGAGGGAUCUCGCCGCAGGGCUCCAAGCAGGCUGCGGCGACGCCGACGGGCAAGGCAGCAGCGUCGAUGCUGGACAAGGACAAGUUGCUCGUGCACAACCUGCUGCACUUCGCCAACGGGGGAGGGCUGAACGUGGAGUACUGCUUCACGCGAGAAGAGAGCAUGUACGGUGUUGGGAUGAACACAGUCAAGCUCUCCCUGCACAACACAACCAACGUGCUGAUGCAGAACGUGAGGAUCGGAGACAAGAGACUCGAAGCGGGGAUGGAGCUCGAGCCUUUCUCCGACGUCGCUCUUCUCCCUGCCUCCUCCACCAACUCCGUCAAAAUCCACAUCAACUUCGGGGGCAAGAUGAGGUCUGCCAAGUUCGACCUCGUCACGGAUAAGGGAACGUACCCGGUGGCCCUGACACCCUCAGCUGGGGAGCUGGUGAACCCGCUGCUGCUGUCGGAGCCCGAGUUCGACGAGCUUGCAAAGGGUCUGCGAGGGAUGCACGAAUGCAAGCUGACCCUCCCCCCUGUCGAUGACAAACCUGCGGAAGAGAUCAGAGAGAAGGUUUUGUUGCUUUGUAAUAUGUAUCCAGUGGACAGCCAGACCGAAGGCAUCUAUAAGUUUGCGGGAAGAGAUCUCGGAGGAGAGGCGAAGAACGUCGUGCUGGUGGCGCUAGACGUGCAGGGAACGCUGGUGGGUAGGAGUGAGAGCACGCUGCUGAGCCGGCAGAUCGUCAAGGAGCUGAAGGAUGCCUUCUUGAAGUAGCCUCCUCAUCUUCUCCUCCUCCUCUCCUCCUCUUCCUCCUCCUCUCCUCUGCUUCUCUUCUCUUACUAAAGGCGUUGUCGC
This is a messenger RNA of Guillardia theta CCMP2712, 3396 nucleotides long. It is a transcript of the gene AP3B, whose product is annotated as Adaptor protein complex 3 subunit beta. The record is from RefSeq and is a predicted model, not a curated record. NCBI's taxonomy places the organism in Eukaryota, Cryptophyceae, Pyrenomonadales, Geminigeraceae. Bases 1 to 3315 code for a protein of 1104 amino acids. Gene Ontology annotation, biological process: intracellular protein transport; vesicle-mediated transport. Gene Ontology annotation, cellular component: AP-3 adaptor complex; membrane coat. The transcript has 7 exons.